Drosophila busckii is the source of this 1202-nucleotide messenger RNA. Its product is annotated as lysosomal aspartic protease-like. The annotation marks the transcript as partial. Gene Ontology annotation, molecular function: aspartic-type endopeptidase activity. The record is from RefSeq and is a predicted model, not a curated record. The transcript has a single exon. Gene Ontology annotation, cellular component: lysosome. Lineage: Eukaryota; Metazoa; Arthropoda; Insecta; Diptera; Drosophilidae. Gene Ontology annotation, biological process: cell death; proteolysis.
UGAAAAUGUGGCAAGUUGGUGUGGCGCUGGCGCUUUUGGUGGUGGUGGUGCAAGCACGUUCCGGCGUGCAACUGCCGCGCAUGCAGAUACAGCGUGUGAAGAAUCAUGUGAAGACCCAAGCGAACAUCAACGCGGAGCUGCAACAUCUACGGGCCAAAUAUAAUGUGACGCAGCAGGCGGUGGCGGCGACGGCGACGAACAUGACAACGGAGCCACUGUCGAACGAUAUGAAUAUGGAAUACUUUGGCUCCAUAACGUUGGGCACACCGCCGCAAUCGUUUAAGGUUAUGUUCGAUACGGGCUCGUCCAAUCUGUGGGUGCCCUCGUCCACUUGCUAUGCCGAGGCCUGCUUGGCGCAUAAUGUUUAUACGGCCGGCGAUUCGAGCACAUAUGUCAGCAAUGGAGCGCUCAUCUCCAUUACCUAUGGCAAGGGCGGCAUGACGGGCCUGCUGGCCCAGGAUGUGCUGCAGAUCAGCGGCUUGACCAUACCGCAGCAGGUCUUUGCCAUGGCCGACACCGAGCUGGACAAUCAGUUUAACGAUGCCGCCUUCGAUGGCAUACUGGGCAUGGGCUAUCAAGCGCUGGCCGAGAAUAAUGUUGUGCCGCCGUUUUAUAAUCUUGUCUCCUUGGGUCUGGUGCCCGAGUCCGUGUUCAGCUUCUAUCUGAAGCGCGAUUCCACGUCCACCGACGGCGGUGCUUUGGUGCUGGGCGGCUCUGAUUCCAGCUUAUAUGCUGGCCCAAUGGUUCAUGUGCCUGUGACUCGCGAGGAUUACUGGCAGUUCCAACUGGACUAUGCCUCCAUAGCCGGCGUCGAGAUUUGCAACAAGUGUCAGGCCAUAGCGGAUACGGGCACCUCGCUAAUUGCUGCUCCCGCGGCUGCCUAUAAAGUAAUUUCGAGCUUGAUAGCUCCUACUGGCUCCUUCCAGUGCAGCGCUGCGUCCCUGCUCUCGCUUCCGGUCCUGAAGCUCACCAUUGGCGGUGGCUGCUUCAAUAUAGGGCCCGAAAGUUAUAUUAUCCAAAACGGGGGCCAAUGCUUGUUGGGCAUCUCCAGCCUUGACACGGACUUCUGGAUCCUGGGCGACGUCUUCCUGGGACAAUAUUACUCGGAGUUCGAUUUGGGCAACAAUCGUUUGGGAUUUGCGUCCAUUACAGGACAUUGCCCCAAUUCAGCGUCUAGAACGAGCUUCUUUUUAUUUUUCUAU